Molecule: messenger RNA, 4010 nt
Organism: Nematostella vectensis (starlet sea anemone)
Lineage: Eukaryota; Metazoa; Cnidaria; Anthozoa; Actiniaria; Edwardsiidae
Product: enhancer of filamentation 1
Exons: 4
Coding region: 314-3871 (1185 amino acids)
Biological process (GO): cell surface receptor protein tyrosine kinase signaling pathway; cell migration
Cellular component (GO): cytoplasm; plasma membrane
Molecular function (GO): protein binding
Source: RefSeq, a predicted model, not a curated record
GCGCUGGUAGCCUUUCAAACUCUAUUGUGUUGUUUUGUUGAUCUAAGCAUGCUAAAUGGGACAAUCACAGUCGAUCAAACGAACGCAAAGAUCUUGCCAUGCGGCGGAUUUUUCGUAAUCAGUAGAAAACGUGUGGUAUUCUAACGAAUUUCUGACCCCACCAGAGGGGCUCGAAACUGCAUCGGAAUGUAGUAGAGUAUUAACUAACGGUGUAUCAUAAUCAAAAUAUCCUAAACUUCGGGCUCCUCAAGACAAAUUCCUCAGGCGUCUGUGGUAUGUCCGUUCCGUUGAAAAAGGACUUCUUAAUUGAGCUAUGUGUAUGGGUGCAUCCUAUUGGCAGAUCAUGGCAGUGAAAGAUAUUCUCCUUAACAACUCUACUGUCCUCGCCAAAGCUCUGUACGAUAACAUCGCCGACUCCGCUGAUGAACUUACCUUUCGCAAAGGUGAUGUCAUAACAGUGCUUGAAAAAGACAUUGAUGGGUUGUUCGGUUGGUGGCUAUGCUCAUUGCAUGGUCGUCAAGGCAUCGCCCCUGGCAACCGUCUGACUGAAAUAGGGGCGGGGCCACGGGUUGCUAAGGCUUCGGCGACAUCCCAGCAGGGUCUAUUGGAUGAGUUGGACUAUGCCGUGCCGCGGGCUUACGAAGAUCCAGGCGAAGAUUACGAUGUUCCCCGCUCUGUGCUUAGUCCCCAGGAUUACGACAUCCCGAAACCCGACGAAAAAUUCCAAUUUAAAUCGGAGGAGUCUACGGCUAAAAUAAUAUCAGGCGUGAAAGACUCAGAUGGUAAUAUUUAUCAGGAGAUCUACGAUGUCCCGACUCUUCCAAGUCCAGAUAAAACGCUGCAAAGUGCGCCCUUCAAGGAUGUCAUACAAGAUAUCGUUUCAGCCAAGGCUCAAAGCGAUGCAAAGCCUAAAUCAGACACUAGUUCUGCUAUACAUGCAUCGCCACAGCCUCUUGCAAAGCCACCACGUGCCAGUAAAAUGUUCGGCGAGAAAACAAAGGCGACACCACCACCCAGACCGCCCAAACCAUCCGCUGGGAAAUUAUGCUCGCCCUCCAAGUCAGUACCGACGGGAGCUAAGGAGGGGACACAAGAGAGGAGUGACACACAAGACGAGGGGAAAUACAGUAUACCAGCUCGAGAGCAUGUAAUGCCCGGAUCAGAUGGGGGGCCUGUGUCAGACGUGUCAUACAAUCCUGGGGACAAGACUGCCCCUGGAUUAAGCGGGAAACCUGUGUUGAAGGAGACACAAGCAUUGGAUGAGAAUAGGGAGAAUAAAAUGUCCGAAAAAGAAGUUAAGGGAGAGAAUGAAAACAGUGGUCCUUCCGAAAGUAGAACUCUCCCUGAGGAUAUUUACAAAGUUCCUACGAGUGACGUCACACCAGGGGAUAUCUAUGAUGUUCCGCCUGCACUAAAGCAGUACCAGGCGGACGAUAUAUACGACACGCCUCCGAGGAUCCCAACGGGACUGCGCGAUCGACCGCUGGUCACCCCCCCAAAAAUGACCACGGGCUCAAACGAGCGGGGCGAGCAGACGCCGAGAAAAACCACGGACAUAAAUCAUAAUAAAAAAUACGACAAAACUUCGGACGACAAUCGAGGCAUGGACAAGAGCCGUUCGGGGAGUUUCGGGAGGUCGUCGGGGAGCUCCGGACGGGUAUCGACUGACUCUGGGCUUUCGUUGGAUGUGAAUUACAAGCGAAGCUCGAACGGGAGCAAGCGCAGUUCGAACUCGAGUACGGGGAGCGCCAAGCACAGUUCGGAUUCAGAUGACUAUGUUGACUACCAGGAGAUUUACGGCGAUGGCCAGGAAAAGCAUGUCAAUAUUUACGACGUUCCUGUCCAGCAUGUCCAGGUGUCUGAAAUCGAAACGGCCCCGGUUGAGAAGAAGACCACAGCAAGUAUCCUACAGAGAAUAAACAUGGACGCUGUCAAAGGGUUAAAGCUGGACUCCGCAGGCGCCUUACAGCGCCUUAGCAAACUUGAACAAGCCGUUGACGUCACGGUUACCAAGCUACUAAGUCACGUGACGAGUAAAUGGCGAGACCCAGUCCUCUUGCGAACCAAGAUCUCUGACAUCCGGGAUAUUGCGGGCAAGGGCAAAGUUGCGCUUCGUUUGUUGACGGAGUUUGGGUUGAGUACGCUUGCAAACGCGCGCAGUCUCGAGAACCAGGAACUUAGCGGAAAGCUAAGCCGCGCUAUUGAGCCUUUGCUAGAAACGUACUAUUCCUUGAAGCUUGCGCUACAGCGCUUGGAUGAUACGGAGUGGAAGUCACCUUUAGAGCGACCGAACGAUGGGCACGAUGAUCUGGAUCUUAUAAUGGUGUAUAUAAGAAGUGUGCCGGAGGACUCCCAGAAGUUAGUAGCCAUAGUGCGAACCACGGCGACUGUUCUAUUCUCGCGACCUUCAAAGCCAGUCGUACUUUUGCCUGCUAAGGAAAACAGGGAUGCGACACCUACUAAAGUGAUAACAGAUGUAAAAGCAGUCAACUCAAGCGAGAAUAAAGAGAAAAAGCAACAGGCUGCACCGCCUCCAACUAAACCUAAACCAAACAGAGAGAUUAAAGCGGCAGAGAACGGCGAACCAAAGCCGUCGGAGAACGACGCAAAAAGAGAGGAGAAAGACGUACCUAUAAGCAACGUCAAGGUCGCGGAGGUUGUCGCCAAGGCUGAGAAAUUCGGACUGUCCUCCGAGAAAUUGGAGAGUGACCCGAAUGAAUCAUCGGCGUCCGUGCUGUCUGGAGACAAUAAAGAAGAUGUUGAACAUAACGUAAAGCCCUCGGAGGUAUUUAAAAAAUUCGGCUCUCCGCAAAAGGAGAAGCCCCAAGGUGCCAAACCCGCAAAUGGAGAAACCGAUGGAGUACCUAAUCUGCCACCCAGGCGACCGAGUAUCCCAACUAAGAAUGCCCCUGCGCCUCCACAACGUCGAGACAGCGGUGGUAGACUCCAGCACGUGAGGCAGAAAAGCCUGGAGCGAUUUGUUCCAGAGGUGGAUCCCUCACAGGUGGUGAAUGCCCCCCCCAAUCCACCCCCCAAACCCAAGCUGGACCGGCAUAAGACGAUGAGGAAAAGUUACAAGUAUCCCCUGCGGCAUGAUAAGGUUGCACUCAGGGAUACUCCUCCAGGCUCGCCUACGACUCCGAAGAGAAAAUGCAACUCGGACCCGACUGAUCUCGACAUAGCAGAACUGGAAGAGAUGAAGGAAAAGCGCUCAUCCGAUUCACUGGACGAAAAACACCAGGAGGGCUCAUUGUCAGAAAAAAUGAACACUGUCCAUGUCUCUGAUUCAGACCUACCGAGUGGUCUGUCCAGGCAGACAGAAGUUUCUCCAUUGUCGCCUAAAGUUGACCCGUCUAAUGGGUUACGACCCACUGUCCAACGAAGCAAGUCGUUCUCCCGGACGAAGAUCGAACGGGUUACAACUACCAUGGGCCAGGAAUCAGGCUUUGGAGAAUUCAUGCUGUCGUUUAGUGACAAAGAACUACUUGAGUUCUACAAAUACGAAAUUGACGCGCAGCUUUUUGUGCUAAAUGAAGCCAUGCGAGGACUAUUCAAUUCUGUGGAGAGCGGCCAGCCGCCAAAGACUUUUGUUUCCAAUAGCAAAUUUGUCGUCUUGAGUGCACAUAAGUUUAUUUACAUUGGCGAUACGUUACAUAGGAAAAUCCAUCAUGACAAACUCGGUAUCGAUAUCACUUCGGCAACCACUCGGCUAUCGGAGUGCGUGAAGACUCUUGUUCAUGCGACCAAGAUGGCAGCGCUGCAGUACCCUGCGACCAACCCAAUGAGGGAGCUAACUGGAGCCGCUGUGCAAGUUUCUGACGCUUCCAUAGCGCUUCACAAGGUCGUCAAGGCAGGGAAAUCGACGGACUAGCGAGGUAUUGGAUGACCAGUACCUGCCAGCAACCAACCCUAUGAGGAAGCUCACUAUUGCUACUUUGCAAGUUUCUCACGCUUCCAUAGUGCUUCAUAAGGUUGUCAAGUCAGAGAGGUAGACAGACUAGCCAAGUAAU